UCCGUAGUCCAGCCCCCUUCGUUAAUGUACUUCCAGUGCUAUGACCUUUGUUUACUGUCUGUCUGAUCGGUCUAGUUAAAAAUAGACUUAACUGCUCGCCGUGGUAAUUAUAUGACGAACUGGUUUUUCGGUUUAGCCUUUCGGUCGCUUCAGUAAAUGGUCGACAUGAAUUCUGCCGCGGCCGUAAGCUUUCGACGUUUUUGCUCCCAGGGUGAUUUUCCACCACCGAGGCAACAACAAGUGAGCUAGCUAGCUGGUUCUCCGUUAAGCUUCGUUGUGCUCCCCACGUCGUCACCUUCUGCUGAUUACUGUCAGACUAAUUAGCAGCUCCUCGGGCUCUCACACAAGUGAAUACCGAAAGCUGAAGCCGAUAGAGGUCCUGAAGACGACGAGCAGGCUGGUCAAGUAGACACCAGUCUCGAUUGUAUAAGCUAAAAAUAGAUUUUUAUUUUUCCUCUUUAAGCCAUGGCAAUGGCCUGUAGUUUCCUAAACACGGAUGAGGCGUCUCCAGCGGCUCUGACAGACCUGUGCCUCACCUACGUGAGCCAAAACCUGGAGUGUUUCUGUGUGAAGCGCCCUGAUGGUUCCUUCUGCUUCAGGGAGGCUGUUCUCUUCCCGCAGGAGCUGGCAGACCAGCUGCUGGCCAAAAUGGCCACUGAAGGUCUGCUGAACGACAGCACAGUGGGUGUAUUUCGGAACUGUGAAUAUUUGCGGUUGAGACGUGCCUGCAUCCGUACGGCGCGCAUCUCUGCAGAGGCCUUCCAGAAAGCCCUGUGCCCUCACAGACUGCUUGAGCUGGACGCUGCUCGCGUCAAUGCAGACCUAACCAUUCCUGAUAUCUUGCAGGGGCUGGCCACCAAUAAAUAUUGUCAGGAGUCCCUCCAGCGACUUGUCCUAACGGGUCUCACCAUGUCUUCUCUGGAGGAACCAAUCUGGUAUCGCUUCAGCGCCCUCCAGGGCUUGCGCUCCCUCUCUCUAGCCAACGUAGACUUCUACGACUCUGGGCUAGUUGAUGUGUGUUCUCUGCCUCGGCUGGAGAGCCUCGAUCUUUCCAAUACAUCAGUCACAAACCUGAGCCCGCUGCUAGGCCUGAAGGAGCGGCUGCGCUCUCUUACACUGCACCAGCUGAAAAGGCUGGAGAUGAGCACUGCUCAGCUGCUGGGAGUCAUAGGCCAGUUGAAUGUAUUGCAGCACCUGGACAUUAGUGACGAUAAACAGUUUACCUCUGAUGUGGCUCGUCAACUGCUCGGACAGCCGGGAAUACUGCCCGCCCUUGUUUCCCUAGACGUGUCGGGGAGGAAACAGGUGACAGACGCAGCUGUUAAGGCAUUUGUUGAAGAACGGCCAGGAAUGACCUUUGUGGGACUUCUGGCCACAGAUGCGGGUUUUUCUGACUUCCUCUCAGGGGAAGGAAAUCUAAAGGUGACGGGAGAAGCUAAUGAGACUCAAAUCUGCGAGGCACUGCGGCGCUACAGUGAGAGGGAAGGUUUUGUGAGAGAAGCUCUCUUUCAUCUGUUCAGCCUGACCCAUGUCAUGGAGAAACCAAGGCCUGACAUCCUAAAGCUGGUAGUUUUGGGAAUGAAGAAUCACCCAUCCACUCUGAAUGUCCAACUGGCAGCCAGUGCCUGUGUGUUCAACCUGACGAAGCAGGACCUGGCAGCAGGGAUGCCGGUUCGAUUGUUGAGCACCGUCACUCAGCUUCUACUGGAAGCCAUGAGGACUUUCCCCAACCACCAGCAGCUGCAGAAGAACUGCCUGCUGUCUCUGUGCAGUGAUCGCAUUUUGCAAGAGGUUCCAUUCAACAGGUUUGAAGCUGCCAAACUGGUCAUGCAGUGGCUUUGCAACCAUGAAGACCAGAACAUGCAGAGGAUGGCUGUGGCAAUAAUCUCCAUACUGGCUGCUAAAUUAUCCACAGAGCAGACGGCCCAGCUGGGAGCAGAGCUGUUUAUCGUGAAACAACUGCUCCACAUCGUGCGUCAGAAGGCAACUCAGGGCGUGGUGGAUGCCACCCUCAAAUUUACACUGAGCGCGCUCUGGAACCUCACUGAUGAAUCACCAACAACCUGCCGCCAUUUUAUCGAGAACCAGGGGCUAGACCUGUUCAUUAAAGUUCUAGAGUCGUUCCCCAAUGAAUCUUCUAUUCAGCAGAAGGUUCUCGGGCUUUUGAACAAUAUAGCGGAGGUUGGGGAGCUGCAUGUAGAGCUCAUGGUGCAGGGGUUUCUGGACCACAUCAGGAAUCUGCUGCACAGCCCAGAAGUGGAGGUCAGCUACUUUGCCGCAGGCAUCCUCGCACAUCUGACAUCACGAGGAGAAGAGGCCUGGACGCUCAGCCACAGCCUUCGGUCCUCACUGCUUGAGCAAUUGCAUGCUGUCAUUAUGAAGUGGCCCCCACCUGAGUGUGAAAUGGUGGCCUACAGAUCAUUUAACCCCUUCUUUCCCCUACUGGAGUGUUUUCACACCCCCGGUGUCCAGCUGUGGGCAGCGUGGGCCAUGCAACAUGUCUGCAGCAAGAAUGCUUCUCGCUACUGCAGCAUGCUGUUGGAGGAGGGUGGUCUGCAGCAGCUGGAGCAUGUUCAUAAACACCCACAGACCCACAGAGACGUCAAACUGCUGGCUGAGAGCAUACUAGAGAGCCUCCAGCGGCACAGAGCCCGCACUGGCCAGCCACUACACACACACACAAGUCGCCGCCCACCACCGCAGUAACCUCACGGAGAAAAUCAGGGUCUCUGGUGAAGAAGAGGAUAUUAAGCUGGGUCUCACCACGGAUGAGGGUGGUGGUCACGUGUUUGUGCGUGUGUGUGUGCAUGUCUCACACACAAACAUGGACUGAGAAGAAUUCCUCAAAACGGAGACAUUGCAAUUCUUUGCACACAGUUAUCUUAUUUAUUUCCUUGUUGUUGUUUUUUUUUUUGUUUGUUUGUUUUUUAAAAACAGAAAUAUUUCUCUGUGUGCUAAUCCUAGAAUAAGAAAAAAAAAAAGUUAAGUUAUGAUAUGCUGUCAGUCACUAGAGCUCAAAUCAUGAAGUUUGUGUUUGGGCUUGUUCCGGUCAGCCUUUGGCAUCAAGAAGAUUUGCAUCCAUCCAUCUUCUUACACUUAUCCGACUCUAAUUUGAUUUUACUUCUUACCAGAAACAAGUCAGUGCACACUCACAGAUCUCAGUUUGGGAAUAAUUCCCCAGAGCUCAGCUGAGGGCCAACCCCCUGUUACCCUCAUAUGUUGCAGAGUUCUCUGGUUGUCUGAACUGGUUGAUUAGCUCACUGCAUAUACGCAUGCCGCUGCCCUGAGCUCAAGCAUGCUGGAGUUUGUCUGAACGCUCGUACUGUUCAUUUUAGGAAUGCCUGCUUGUUUGUUUACGGCAGUGCUCAGUUCACUGAAACCCACGCCUCUGGGUCUGCAAUACUACUGCUGCUCUACUCUUCAUUUAGUCUUUUAUCAGCAAAUGCCUUUGAUUUGAUGUGACAGGACACUUGCCGAGGGUGUGUUCAGUGGGUUCAGAUGUUCCAAACGUUCAAACACGAUAACCUAACUUAUAGAGUUGGCUUUCUGAGAAACUCAUUUACAUUUUAUUUUUUAUUUCUAAAGAUUGGGCAGCCCUAAAUCAGUCCUUUCAGUGGCAGAACCGGCAGUGCAGAAAGCUCGAGAGCAGAAUUUACGUGAUAAGCUGAGUGCUACAGUUGGAUGUGUCUGUUUACGUCCAAGUGUACUUCCCUGGACAUGAAUGGCAAUAAUGAUGUGGCCAACAUAGUAAGGACAGGUGUACAUUUGUAUUGAGUCGCAUCUGUUUUCUCUUCUGAAAAACGUGUAUAUAUUUAUAUAUAGGUAUGCUUUGUUAUGCGUCCGAGUGUCUUAAAGACACAGAGCAUGUGUGCAUAUAUGUGCUUGUACAAGUAUCUGCAUCUCAAAGAGUGUAUGUAUUUGUACAUAAUAGAGAAUGAGGGGGGAACUGUCCAGGAGUAGUUGCAUGAAAAUUAUUCUACUGUAUGUUCCUUUUUUUUUUUUUUCCAGUUCUAUCUGAUUAAGAACAAAGGAGGGGGGGUAAACAGAGGAAAAAAUGUUUAUACAACAAGAGUGGAAACAUUUAAAAUAUUUAAAGAUGGUUUUUCUGUUCUAAAGUGAGCACCCACGUGAUACUGGUGUCCUACAGGGGGGGUGCCAUUUUACCAGUUAUACUUCUGCUGUCCAUAGACUUGAUGUAACAGCUUAUGCUAAUGGCCACAUUCUUGUUCUUCAUAAAGAUUUGAGGCAAAACCUUUAAGCACCAAUGCCAGGGACCGUUAAGGAGAUCUGAAAAGAUUAGUAGAUGUGUGUUGAUAUAAAUACAAAACAAUGGGCUCAAAAAUGGUAUUUAAGCAGCUGUCAGCAAAGCAUACACAAACCUCAUCUGCUUAGUGAAUUGUGGCCGUAUCGUUCGCUGUAAAUCAGUUGUUUAUGAGCAUAACUGCAAGUGUCCCAGACUAAUGGGAAUCAAUUACCACAAGGAUAAAGUUUUAGAAGACAAACCUUUUUUCCCCCCCCACUUCAGAAGAGUCAUAUUGUUUAGUUGAGCCCCUGAACAUCGCCCUGGAUUAAAGGCCAGUUUUUACUUUUUUCACAAGAGUUUUAAUUCAAUUGGAAGGUGCAGAAAGUCGAGGUACUGUACAUCUGCUGUGAUUGUGCCAUGUUGCUGCUCAGAAUUGCAUUUCCAAGUUUAGAAAUAAAGAAUGUACAUUGCCAUAA
Molecule: messenger RNA, 4719 nt
Organism: Archocentrus centrarchus (flier cichlid)
Lineage: Eukaryota; Metazoa; Chordata; Actinopteri; Cichliformes; Cichlidae
Gene: zyg11
Product: zyg-11 family member, cell cycle regulator
Exons: 18
Coding region: 466-2706 (746 amino acids)
Cellular component (GO): Cul2-RING ubiquitin ligase complex
Molecular function (GO): protein binding
Source: RefSeq, a predicted model, not a curated record